AUGGCCAGUUUCCUCGCCUCCAUUUUCGGUACCGAGCUUGACAAGGUCAAUUGCUCCUUCUAUUUUAAAAUCGGCGCCUGCCGCCACGGCGACCGCUGCUCCAGAAAACACGUCAAGCCGUCCUACAGCCAGACCAUCCUCAUGCCCAACCUCUACCAGAACCCGGCCUACGACCCCAAGAACCGCAUGAACCCCUCCCAGCUGCAGAACCACUUCGACGCCUUCUACGAGGACAUCUGGUGCGAGCUCUGCAAGUACGGCGAGCUCGAGGAGCUCGUCGUCUGCGACAACAACAAUGACCACCUGAUCGGAAACGUGUACGCGCGAUUCAAGUACGAGGAGUCGGCCCAGAAGGCCUGCGACGAGCUCAACAGCCGGUGGUACGCCGCCCGCCCCAUCUACUGCGAGCUCAGCCCCGUCACCGACUUCCGCGAGGCGUGCUGCCGCCUCAACUCGGGCGAGGGCUGCGUCCGCGGCGGCUUCUGCAACUUCAUCCACCGCAAGAACCCCAGCGACGAGCUCGACCGCGAGCUCACCCUCAGCACCAAGAAGUGGCUCAAGAUGCGCGGGCGCGACGAGCGCAGCGUGAGCCGGUCGCCCACCCCCGAGCCCACGAGGCGGAGAUACUAG
Molecule: messenger RNA, 630 nt
Organism: Clonostachys solani
Lineage: Eukaryota; Fungi; Ascomycota; Sordariomycetes; Hypocreales; Bionectriaceae
Source: the annotation of a GenBank genome assembly